Microthlaspi erraticum is the source of this 582-nucleotide messenger RNA. The record is from the annotation of a GenBank genome assembly. Lineage: Eukaryota; Viridiplantae; Streptophyta; Magnoliopsida; Brassicales; Brassicaceae.
AUGGGUGGGAAUCUCCUAAAAUUUUCUGGAUUGGACCUCUCAGAAAAUGAGCUAAGCGGUGAGAUCCCAGUAGAGCUAGGAGGUCUUUUGGAACUACAUGUUCUCAAUCUCUCUCACAACUAUUUACUAGGUGUGAUACCAGAAAGUUUUUCAGGUAUGAAGAAUAUGGAAAGCCUUGAUCUUUCUUUCAAUAAACUACAUGGCAAGAUUCCACCAAAGCUAACAGAACUGAGCAGCCUAGCUGUCUUCAAUGUAUCGUACAACAACUUAUCAGGGGUCAUUCCACAAGGAAGACAGUUUAGUACCUUUGACAUGCUAAGCUACUUAGGUAAUCCUUUUCUUUGUGGAUUACCAACCAACAUAAGCUGCAAUGGUAAUAACCUUCAGGAACCAGACAAUGAUGAAGUGAAAGAUGAUGAUUCUACAAUCGACAUGGUAUCUUUCUACUGGAGUUUUAUUGCAGCCUAUGUGACAAUACUUCUUGGGAUAUUCACGUCACUCUCUUUUGAUUCUCGUUGGAGCAGAGCCUGGUUCUAUAUCGUUGAUGCUUUCAUCCAGAAGAUAAGAAAUUUAUUAUGGUAA